Messenger RNA from Labrus bergylta (ballan wrasse), 1996 nucleotides. RefSeq names its product NXPE family member 3-like. The record is from RefSeq and is a predicted model, not a curated record. NCBI's taxonomy places the organism in Eukaryota, Metazoa, Chordata, Actinopteri, Labriformes, Labridae.
AUGGACCUGCUGCAGCUACAUUAUGAAGAAAACUCUACCAUCGUCCCUAAGAAAGUGACCUCUGCUCCUCCCACUGCUCCUCCCACUGCUCCUACCACUGCUCCUCCCAGGCCUGAUGAUUUCUGCACCUUUAAGCCACUGUCUUUGGCAGAUGCUGAGGAGGAACGCCUGUUAUUAGAUUCCAUUGCUUGGCCUGAAUCUCCACGUCCGCCACCUUUUUUUUUAUUAAACCAGACAAGUGAUCCCGCCCACAGCACCUUCACCAUUCUCCCAGGGAGGGGUGGAGUAGAGCGGCACAUAGGAGACCAGCUGGAAGUUAUGAUACAAAUGUACGACUUCCAAGGAAACCCCAAGAAGUCUGGAGGAGAUGUCUUACUUGCCCGGUUGCACAACAGGGCACUUGAAGCAGGUGUGGCCGGGCGAGUGGUGGAUCACCUUAAUGGCUCCUACUCUGCUGUAUUCCCUUUACUCUGGGAAGGAAGUGCACAGGUUGAGGUAACGCUUGUCCACUCAAGCGAGGCUGUCACAGUUCUGCACAGGCUGAAUAGAGAACAUCCUGAAAGGGUUCUCUUUAAAAGCCUCUUCCGCUCAGGUUCAAUCUCUGAAACUGCCUCCUGUAAUGUUUGCCUACGUCAAACCAACCAGCCACAGUGCAACUACACUGACCUCCGUAUAGGCGAGCCUUGGUUCUGCUACAAGCCAAAGAAACUGAGCUGUGAUGACAGGAUUAACCACAUGAGAGCCGGAUUCAAUGUAAGACUCAAGGACAAAGAGGAGAAGCUUUUCCAAAGCAAAAUCAACCUGAAAGUCUUCAUUCACUCUUCAGGACCAGCCAAUGUUACUGUGCUGCCUCCAAGGAAAGGGCAACCUGAGGUCGAUCAAGGCAGUGGGAAGUCUGGACUCUCUGGGUAUUACUUCCAUGGUGUGUGGCGAUCACUUGGUGGCACCAAAGUCCACCAAUUCAACAACUCCUCUGCCAUCAGUCAGUGUCUGAAAGGAAAGGCGGUCCACAUGUAUGGAGACUCCACCCUUAGGCAGUGGUUUGAGUACCUUGAUGCUUCACUUCCAGAUGCUAAUGAGAUUAACCGGAAUAGUCCGAAGAAAACUGGACCUUACAUGAUAUGGGACAAUGCAAAAAACAUCUUGGUAACAUACCGUGUCCAUGGUCCUCCUCUUAGUUUUAUCUACGUCCCAACCAGUGAGCUGCGUUACAUUUCCAAUGAAAUUGACGGGUUGGUAGGUGGCACCAACACAGUUGUAGUUUUUAGCAUCUGGGCCCACUUCAGCCCUUUCCCAAUUGAGCUCUACAUCAGACGGCUUCAGAGCAUCCGCAGGGCGGUGAUUCGUCUGUUGAACAGGGCUCCAGACACGCUGGUGGUCAUCAGGACUGCAAACCUCAGAGGUUUAACACCUUCUGUAUCGUUAAACUACAGUGACUGGUACACACUACAGCUGGACAAGGUGCUAAGAGCUGUGUUCAAAGGACUUAAUGUUCGACUAGUGGACGCUUGGGAGAUGACUCUGGCCCACCACCUGCCUCACAACAUUCACCCAGGCCGUCCUAUUGUUAAGAAUAUGAUUGACAUUAUCUUGUCCUACAUAUGCACCAAAUAGGGCUAAUAGAUGUGCAUUUGUUAUGAGCAGGUUAAAGACCUCACUCUUUUUUACAUUGUGUUACAGUAUAGCAGGUAAACUCUGUGUUAUCUGCAAAGACCCAAUAGUAAUCCAUCACAGCACUUAGCAACAUUUAGCGAAGUUACAGUGGCAAGGAAAAACUGUCUUUUUACAAACCGAAACCUUGAGCAAAACCAGAUUCAUGUUUAACAGCCAACUGCUGAAACAGUGUUGGGCUUGAAAGUAUGUGUUUUAUUAGCAGUAACAGUUAGGCAUGAUAAUAGACUGAUCAGUCUAAUAUUAACGUUAGUAACAGUAUGAUGAAACAGUUAGGACUGCUUAUGUUUGAUCAUGUGUAUGUUUUUAUCAGACCUCCGAAGGA